AUGGUUAAAAGAAACAGGGGCGUUCUUGUGAGAUUAGUGGACGCUAUAGUAUUCUGCGGAUAGCAAAAUCUCCCCUUAAAGGGACAUAGGGACGAAGAAGGUAAAGGGAAUUUUAUUGCUCUUCUUCACCACCAGGCUAAGACUGAUGCACUUCUGAAAACCCAUCUGGAUAAUGGGGAUCCGAACACAAAAUACACAUCACCUACUAUUCAAAAUGAAUUAAUUGAUUUGUGUGGGAAAUUUAUCAGAGAUAAGCUUGUGGAAAGAUGCAAUUCAAGUGGCAUGUUUUCUCUCAUAGCAGACGAGGCGACCGAUGCUGCAACGAUGGAACAAAUGUCUUUAUGUGUCAGAUACGUCUGCAAUGAUGAAGUACAGGAAGAUUUCUUGGGGUUUGCUGAAUGUUCAAGUACUACAGGAGAAUAUCUAGCAAAUGCGUUUCUUGAAAAUUUAGUCAGAAUAGGUGUACAAACAGCACAGAUGGUUGGUCAGGGAUACGAUGGUGCUGGAAACAUGUCUGGGAAGAGAAAAGGCGUACAAGCAAGAAUACAACAACAGAUCCCUAAUGCUGUGUACACACACUGUAAGGCACACUGUCUGAACCUCGCCAUCGUGCACGCGUGCAGCGAAACGUUCGUUAAGAAUAUGAUGGGAACAGUACAAACUGUGGCAUUUGCUUUCAAUUACUCUGCAAAGAGGCUAUUGAAAUAUCAGAUUCAGAAGAAAGCCAUACACACAACCGAUAUACUGCGUCUGUAUGAAGCAUAUAGAGGUUGUCUAGGGGGUACGGAUGAAGCUACCUUUACCAGGGAAGUGAGAAAGUGGGUUACAUGGUGGACAGAUGGAGAACUUGCGUUUGACCAAUUUCAAGUUCCUUUGCAUAAAUUAUUCCAUGUAACACUAACAGCCAAAGAGACCCGGCACAGUGUUUGGAUAGUGUAA
Molecule: messenger RNA, 939 nt
Organism: Ruditapes philippinarum (Manila clam)
Lineage: Eukaryota; Metazoa; Mollusca; Bivalvia; Venerida; Veneridae
Product: zinc finger MYM-type protein 1-like
Exons: 5
Coding region: 283-939 (218 amino acids)
Source: RefSeq, a predicted model, not a curated record